Eriocheir sinensis (Chinese mitten crab) is the source of this 2309-nucleotide messenger RNA. RefSeq lists its product as uncharacterized. The coding region runs from base 32 to 1735 and encodes 567 amino acids. Lineage: Eukaryota; Metazoa; Arthropoda; Malacostraca; Decapoda; Varunidae. Gene Ontology annotation, molecular function: peptidyl-prolyl cis-trans isomerase activity. The record is from RefSeq and is a predicted model, not a curated record. The transcript is spliced from 5 exons. Gene Ontology annotation, biological process: protein peptidyl-prolyl isomerization.
CUUUCUUGUGUGUUCUCUCUUCAGGGUUGGUAUGGGAGGGAGGAAAAAAAAAAAUAAGAACAGACAGCACCAGGACAACCAGUCUGGCCCAGCACCAGCACCAACACCAGACAGGCGCCCUAAUCUAGAAGACAAAAAGGAAGGGUCACCUGAUGCUGGGGCCGCCCCCGUCUCCUCCACCACCACCGCCGCUGCCGCUGUCCCCCCAGCUGCUGCUUUUGUGAUGGAGUGUGAAGUAUGCCAAGAGAAAUUUGAUAGGCAGAGCCACAAGCCAAGAAACCUGGUAUGUGGACAUGCUUUCUGUUCCGACUGCUGCAAACAGUUGUUAAACCAGCAGAGCAUCCCUUGCCCCAAGUGUCGCACGAUCACACCAGUGAAAUCUGUUGGUGCCUUGUCAGUAAAUUACCCCAUAAUGGACAUAUUGGAGGGCAUGGAUGUGGAUACUACAGAAACAGCAAGCAUGAAGAAAGACAAAGGGGACAAAGGCUCGUCAUGGGUCAGUGGCAUAUUUUCAGGUCGUCAAAAGAAAGAAGAAAUUUCCCCACACAGAGGAAAGUGUCUUGAGGCUCAGGCUGAGGUGGCCAUGCACUGUGCACACUGUAACCUGUGGCUGUGUAAAGACUGCAGUCGCAUUGACCACAGACGCCCGGAAUGUGUCCUUGUGCCUUACCAGGACACGCUGAAGGAGAUGGGCCAAAUCGAGAAGGCCAAGAUGAAGGUUACCCAAGAAGCAUUAGAAGAUUUCUACUGUGAGGCGAAUGAAUACGGUUGCCAACUGACCUCUUGUGCCACCAUUCUGGAGAUUGCUCUUGACUGCAUAAAAAAGGAGCAGAGUCAUUUGCCGAAUGUCCUCAUCCACGCCAGGAAACUACAGCAAGGUUUGAGCGACAGCGCCGUGAAACGUAUCCCUGAUGAUUUAGAGGAUGCAUUGUAUUACCUUGAAACUUUGCAGACAGUUACUCAGGCAGCAGAGCAAUGGGCAGCCAAUGCCUCCACCUCUGUACUGAAGGUGGACCAGGUGUUCAGGCUGUCCAAGACUCUGCUGCAGACGGCUGUACAGUUGCAUGGCACUGCCAGCGAGGGUAUAAUGGGCCAACACAGCGUUAAUGGCAUCGACAUGACCCUGCCAGUGGACAUGGAUGGAAGCCGCAUGCUGGUGCACGCAGUGCAACGCAGUGCUCCCAACAGAAGCUGCAGGCUAGUGAAGCUGGCGCACAUCAUGUCGUGCAUCGACCCCUCAAGUGCCCUCACCUUCCUGGACAUCAGCUUGAGGGGGCAGGAGCUGGGCAGGGUGUUCAUACGCCUCCUGUGCGGCUCCAAGCGGUCCCGCAGCUUCCUGAUGAUGUGUACCGGCGAGGGAGGGCCAAGCUUCAGAAACACUCCCUUUCAUCGCGUGUGUUGGGAGGGGAAGCCAGGGGAACACCUCUGGUCUGGGGAUUAUGACCACGCGGACGGUAGUGGAGGCAGCCUUCCCAAGGAAAUUCAAGACCAGACCAAGGAGCUAUGGAAUGAAAAGACCCAGGUGCUCGUUGCUUCUGGACUGGUAGCUGGAAGAUACGGGAACCACAACAGCACAAUCUUUCGUGUGUACACUAGAGACAGCCCUGACGUGAAGGAGGAGUUUGCUCUCGGCCGGGUGGAGUAUGGGCUUGAGGUGUUCAAGGAUGCACUUAAGAAGUACAACAACAUCACCCACUUGAUGAUCUCUGACUGUGGCAUAGUGGUGGAGCCUUAACUCCCUUCCCCCAACUCUCAUUUCCCUUCCCCUCCACUCUUUACAUAUGCUAGGAAGAUGACACUAACAUUUUACUAGAAGAGGAGGAGUCUUGCCCUUUACACAUGCUAGGAAGAUAACGCCUACAUUUUACUAGAAGUGGAGGUCGUGUUCGCAAAGUCCUCUGUGAAUUUUUCCCUGCAAGACUGCCUGUUUUGAGAGGGAUGCAAGUGAAUAAUUAAAUGAUUGCAAACCUCAUGAGCGAUUUGAGAGUACUUUAAUGAUGAAAGGGCUAUUUUUGUGUAUAGUAUACAUAAUUAUAAUGUAUGCCAUGGGGGAUUACUGACUUUUUACUCAAGUUUAACAAUAAUUAUUAUAUAUACAUUUCUGUCACAUCAUUGCUUCAAGGAGUGGUUGUUAUGCAGAAACAAAUGAAUGAGCGUCAGUUUUUGCUUGUUCUUGCCUGUAUACAUUCAUAAUCGCAACUUAAAUCAUUUGCAUUGCUAUAUUGGCACCGCUUCUAAAAACGUUUAUGCAUUGCCAGAUAUAUUUUCACGCAAGUAGUUCAGGGAAAUAAAUGGGUGUGUCAUUUUUA